GCCAUCGCCGCCAACCAUGUCGGGACUCGCCGACUACCUGGCCAAAAACUACCUCACAGCCGACUCGGAAAAGAAAUCCAAGAAGCGCAAAAGAAAGAACAGGGAUGCCGGGCUCGUCAUCCAGGACGACGACAGUCUGGGCUGGCAAGACAAGGCCGGCGACGACGACGACGAUGCGCCAAUGAUAGUCGGUGGCGGCACGUUCAACAAAUCCAAGCACAAGUCAAAACGCUCCAGCGCAGCGACGUGGACAGCCGUGGGCGUUGCUGCACCCUCACAUGCCGCACAACUUGCCGCCGACGCCGCUGCUGCUGCCGACGCCAUCAUCGCAGACACGGCGGCCGACCGCAAAAAGGCUGCAGAGGCCGAAGAUGAGGCGCCUGAGAUGGUCGACCAGGACGGCGUGCUCGAGACAGCGCCCGGCGCAAAGGCAGGCCUGCAAACAGCCGCACAAGUCGAGGCCGCAAUGAAGAAGAAGCAGGCAGAAGAAAAGCGCCAGGCGGACAAGUCCCUCAAGGAACUCGGCGGCGGCGCUGCCCAGGAAACUAUUUAUCGAGACGCGAGCGGUCGCAUCAUCAACGUCGCAAUGAAGCGCGCCGAGGCUCGCAAAAAGGCUGAAGAAGAGGAGCGCCAAAAGCGCGACAAGGAACGUGCAGCUCGUGGUGAUGUGCAAAAUGCCCAAGCCGAGCGAUGGAAACAACAGCUACAAGACGCAAAAACCAUGACUGUUGCCCGAUACGCAGACGAUGCCGAGCUCAACGACGAACUCAAGGAGCGAGACCACUGGAACGACCCAGCACUGGGCUUCUUGCGCAAGAAGAAGGCUGGUCGCAGCGUAACUGGCAAGCCGCUAUACAAGGGGCCUUUCCAACCCAACAGAUACAACAUUCGUCCUGGUCACCGCUGGGACGGCAUCGAUCGAAGCAACGGCUUUGAGAAGCAGUGGUUUGACUCGAGAAACCGCAAAGCCAAUAUUGAGAAGCUCGAAUACCAGUGGCAGAUGGACGAAUAGUAACCCAUGGCCAAAGUCCAAGGUUUGCCCGUACGCAAACGAAGCACUCAUGUACACCCGUUCGUUUUUGUUGGAAUGGCGACAUGCUCGGGAUGUGUCUCUUCGUAGUGUUUCCCGCUGUCGCCCGGCCAAAGCCAAUAAGGAUGCAUUCUGGAAAUAAUAGCGCUCCACCCUUCUGCGCCAAGACGCCGCCUGACGGGCAAAUUGUAUCCGAAAUAAGA
Messenger RNA from Exserohilum turcica Et28A, 1233 nucleotides. RefSeq lists its product as uncharacterized. The record is from RefSeq and is a predicted model, not a curated record. Gene Ontology annotation, molecular function: RNA binding. Lineage: Eukaryota; Fungi; Ascomycota; Dothideomycetes; Pleosporales; Pleosporaceae. Bases 17 to 1012 code for a protein of 331 amino acids. Gene Ontology annotation, cellular component: U2-type spliceosomal complex; RES complex. Gene Ontology annotation, biological process: mRNA splicing, via spliceosome. The transcript is spliced from 3 exons.